Vicia villosa (hairy vetch) is the source of this 2939-nucleotide messenger RNA. Its product is annotated as cullin-3A-like. Gene Ontology annotation, cellular component: cullin-RING ubiquitin ligase complex. The transcript has 2 exons. The record is from RefSeq and is a predicted model, not a curated record. Gene Ontology annotation, biological process: ubiquitin-dependent protein catabolic process; protein ubiquitination. The coding region runs from base 31 to 2169 and encodes 712 amino acids. Gene Ontology annotation, molecular function: ubiquitin protein ligase binding. NCBI's taxonomy places the organism in Eukaryota, Viridiplantae, Streptophyta, Magnoliopsida, Fabales, Fabaceae.
CAGAUUGAGGCGUUCAAGCAGAGAGUUAUCAUGGAUCCGAGAUAUGCUGAUCAUACUUGGAACGUUCUGGAACAUGCAAUUCAUGAGAUAUAUAAUCAGAACGCUAGUACUCUCAGUUUUGAAGAGCUUUACAUGAAUGCUUACAAUAUGGUUCUUCACAAAUUUGGUGAGAAGCUCUACUCUGGGUUGGUUGCCACCAUGACUUUUCAUCUCAAAGAGAUAGCCAGAUCUGUUGAAGCCAUUCAAGGAAUUUCCUUUCUGGAAGAACUCAACAGAAAAUGGAUUGAUCAUAAUAAGGCGUUAGAAAUGAUUAGAGACAUUCUGAUGUACAUGGACCGGACUUAUACAACAAUUACCCAGAAGCCCAGAGUUUAUGCACUUGGCCUGAACCUGUGGAGAGAAAAUGUUAUUCAUUCCAACCAGAUAAGGUCUCGACUGUUGAGUAUGCUUUUGGAUUUAGUAUACAGUGAGCGUGUUGGGGAUGUUGUUAAUAGAGGACUGAUAAGGAAUAUAACAUUGAUGCUGAUGGAUUUAGGUCCUGUUUAUAGACAAGAAUUUGAGACUCAUUUUCUGCAAGUUUCAGCUGAUUUCUACAGGUUUGAGUCCCAGAAAUAUAUGGAGUGUUGUGAUUGCGGGGAUUAUCUCAAGAAAGCUGAGAGGCGCCUGGAUGAGGAAAUGGAUAGAGUGAACCAUUACUUGGACCCGAGGACUGAAAAGAAGAUUACUAAUGUGGUGGAGAAGGAGAUGAUUGAAAAUCACAUGCUGAGAUUAAUCCACAUGGAAAACUCUGGCUUAGUUAACAUGCUUUGUGAUGAUAAAUAUGAAGAUUUGGGGAGAAUGUAUAACUUGUUCGGUCGUGUUAAUGAUGGUCUCCCGAAUAUAAUUGAAGUGAUGAUUUCACACAUGAGAGAAUCCGGUAAACAGCUUGUGACUGAUCCAGAAAGGUUGAAGGAUCCUAUUGAAUUUGUGCAGAGGCUCUUGGAUGAGAGGGAAAAAUACGACAAGAUUAUAAACAUGGCGUUUAGUAAUGACAAGUUGUUCCGAGAUGCUUUGAAUUUAUCAUUUAAAUAUUUCAUUAACUUGAACCCCCGUUCUCCAGAGCUCAUUUCACUAUUUGUAGAUGAUAAGUUUCGAAAGGGUCUACAGGGAGUUAGCGAGGGUGAUAUAGAGGUUACUCUUGACAAAGUGAUGAUCCUAUUCCGGUACUUGGAUGAAAAAGAUGUGUUUGAGAAGUAUUACAAACAGCAUCUGGCAAAGCGACUUUUGUCUGGAAAAACAGUUUCUAAUGAUGCUGAAAGGAGUUUCGUAGUCAAGCUCAAAACAGAAUGUGGAUUCCAAUUUUCCUCAAAAUUAGAGGGCAUGUUUACUGACAUGAAAACCAGUUUAGACACAAUGCAAGGCUUUUAUGCCCGCCACCCUGAGUUAGGUGAUGGUCCUACACUUACUGUGCAGAUUCUAACGACAGGGUCUUGGCCAUCUCUUGCUAGUGUGGCAUGUAACCUUCCGGUGGAAAUGUUGGAACUUUGCGAGAAAUUUGAGUCAUAUUACCUCGGCAUUCAUACUGGCAGGAGGUUGACAUGGCAAACUAAUAUGGGCACAGCAGACUUAAAAGCUACUUUCGGGAAAGGUCAGAGACACGAGUUAAAUGUCUCCACCUAUCAAAUGUGUGUUCUCAUGCUGUUUAAUGAUGCUGAUAGAUUAAGCUACAAGGAAAUUGAGCAGGCAACUGAGAUUCCAACUUCAGAUUUGAAGAGGUGUCUGCAAUCUUUGGCUUUGGUUAAGGAAAGAAAUGUCCUUAGGAAGGAGCCUAUGACCAAAGAUGUCAGUGAGGAUGAUGCAUUCUUUUUUAAUGACAACUUCAGUAGCAAACUGUAUAAGGUAAAAAUAGGAACUGUUGUUGCAACAAAGGAAUCGGAACCAGAGAAACUGGAAACUCGACAAAAAGUACAAGAGGACCGGAAGUUGCAAAUUGACUCAGUAAUAGUAAGGAUUAUGAAAGCUAGGAAGCAGCUUGAUCAUAACAAUCUUAUAGCUGAGGUCACAAAGCUGUUACAGCCGCGAUUCCUCGCAAAUUUAACCGAUGUGAAGAAACGGAUUGAGUCUCUUAUUGAGAGGGAAUUUAUGGAGAGAGAUAAUAGAGACAGAAAACUGUAUAGGUAUCUUGCAUAGAAUUGGUAAGCUUGUUUGUUUCGGUGAGGUUAAAUACAAAUGUUUUAUCAUGUGAAAAUGGUGAAAAAUGACGUUUUAACUGUUCCAUUGAUUCUUAUUGAAUACCACUUUGCUGUUCCAGUUGGGCAUGCUUUUUGUACAUCACCUAUCAGAUUAAUGUCCUGCUUCCACUAUAAUUUGUUCGGCCGUGUUACUGAUGGUCUCUCGAAAAUAUGUGAAGUGAUGACUUCACACAUUCGAGAGCCUGUUAAAAAACUUGGUAUUGAUCCAGAAAGAUUGAAGGAUCAUGCUGAAUUUGAGCAGGGGCUCUUGGAUGCGAAAAAUAAAUACGUAAAGAUUAUAAAAUUGGCAUUUAGCAAUGACGAAUUGUUCCAGAAUGCUUUGAAUUCUUCAUUUGAAUUUUUCGGUAUAGAGGAAGAAGGAAAGUUCCAGAUUGAUGCAACAAUAGUCCAUGAAGCAACUUGAUAAUGCAUUUGCCUCCCCUACACUCUUUUCUGUUUAUUUAUGCAGUUUGUGUUUGUAUGUCAUACUUAUUAGUCAAACAAAAAAUGGCUGGAGUCAUUGAGGUUGUUUAAUGUGGAAACAAGCUUUGGUUACAGACAAAGUCAUUCCUAGAAACUUGCUUAUACAUGAAAGUAAUUUGUUUAUUGGAGUGUUUGUAUAUUUAUAAUUAUUAGCCAUGUAGAAAAUGGAUGGACUCGUUGAGUUGGUUCAAUGUGGAAACAAAGGUCUGUUUACAGACAGUGUCAUUGUUCCUUAAAACUUCUUUA